ACUUUGGUCCAGAAUGGUAAAAAACACAUAAUUGGAACACAGAUGGUCCAACGGCGAUUUCCGAUUGCAUCAUUUAUGAAAGGAAGCUCCGGCAGAUGUCGGACUACAGCAGUUCUCACCUCAUGCACUCUCUGAGGAUUCCAGCGUGUCCUCCGAUGUUGAAAGCCUCCCAGUUCACGCAGACGUUUCAAAUCCUGAAAGCUUCCCUGUCUCUGAAAGCAUGAGCAAUGUUGAUGUGACAGGCUCUCCCUCGGCUGUGUCCUCUUCCUCCUCGUCAGUCGCGGCGGUCCGGGAUGAGGCGGCUCCGGGCACACCGCAGAAGGGUAUGGCCGUCUCUAGAACUGGGUCAACCAGUGGACUCGUGACCACACCGCCUCGGACUUUGCUCAGCAGAUUUCCGCUCCGAGUGGGCAUCACGUGGAAGAAGGGAGAAAAACUGGAAGCCAUGGAUUAUUCUAGAACUUGGUACCCCUCCAAGAUUGUCGACCUGGACGAGAAGGAUCAGCUGGUCCUGAUUCACUUCGAGGGCUGGAACCACCGCUACGACGAGUGGCUCCCGAUGGGCAGCGACAAGCUGCGGCCGGUCACCCGCCACUCCGAGCGCAAAGACAGGGGCAUUAAGAAGCGCCGCGCCUACCCUCAUCCUGUGAGUGAUCCCCCUGCCAUCUACAGAGCGGGUGAGCGUGUGCUGGCCAAGUGGACAGACUGUAAGAAGUAUCCGGCCAAGGUCAACAGAUUGAUGGAUGAUGGCUCGUAUGAGGUGAUCUUCUACGAUGGCAUCUCUCGUCUGAUCCAGCCAAUCAACAUCCAGCCGCUGCCCGAAGGGAUGGGGGAGACUGCAGCGCCACAGAGAAGUCCACAAAAAGUCGCAGCCCCAGCCGCAGCUCAGCCCAAAGUGUCAAGUGGCUUCAAAAACAUCGCUCUAAAGUUGCCAGAGAGUGUGACCCAAAAGCUGAGCCGGCCCAGCGUGUUGACCAAGAAAAAGUUCCCACCCACCAAAGGUUUCCCCCAGCCACGCUUCAGCCCGGUCAAGUCGGAAGUGGCCGGCCAGGAACCCAGUACCGGUCAACUCGCCAGCGAGGUUGCGCCGUCCGUCUCUGAGGAGGAGAGUUCGUCGCAAGCCAGAGGGAAAAGAGCAUCCUCCCAAGGCGAGGAGGUACACAGCUGGGCUGUUCGUUAUGUCCCCAUUUGUUUUGUCUUUCAUUCCAUGAUAUCGUCGGUCAGCUGUUCAAAUAUGUUACGACCAAAAUGUUGAAAAAAAAAUUUCUUUCAUUGCAGUUUCUCAGUCUUUGGUAUUGGUUGCAUGCACUUGAAAUGUUUUGUCAAAAUUAACAUUCAGAAUGUUGAAAAAACUAACCCCAAGAAAAUCUACCUAACGCA
Aplysia californica (California sea hare) is the source of this 1380-nucleotide messenger RNA. RefSeq names its product PHD finger protein 20-like protein 1. The record is from RefSeq and is a predicted model, not a curated record. Lineage: Eukaryota; Metazoa; Mollusca; Gastropoda; Aplysiida; Aplysiidae. Gene Ontology annotation, biological process: regulation of transcription by RNA polymerase II. The coding region runs from base 221 to 1255 and encodes 344 amino acids. Gene Ontology annotation, cellular component: NSL complex; nucleus. The transcript has 9 exons.